UUCGUCUCAACCUCUUCCUUUUGCGUUUCAUGGUUAUUUCACUCACUCCAUCUCUGCAAUUCGUUUGUUCAUCAACGAAACCGAUUCAAUGGCGACUCUCACCGGAUACAAAGAAGACAGAGAAGUCAUCCGAUUGGAACGAGAAGCCGUUAUUCCAGUUUUGAAGCCUAGGCUCAUCAUGGCUUUGGCCAACCUCAUUGAACAGAGUGCUGACAGGGCAGACUUCUUGAAGCUCUGCAAGAGAGUCGAGUACAUGAUUCGAGCAUGGUAUUUUCUUCAGUUUGAAGAUCUUAUGCAACUAUACGCGCUCUUUGAUCCCGUCUAUGGGGCUCAGAAACUGGAGCAGCAGAAAUUAUCCUCACAAGAGAUUGAUAAUCUUGAACAAAAUUUUCUCAGCUAUAUGUUUAAGGUACUUGAAAAGAGCAAUUUUAAGAUUGCUACUAAUGAGGAGAUCGCGGUUGCACAAUCAGGCCAAUAUCUUCUCAAUCUUCCUAUCUCAGUCGAUGAAUCAAAGCUUGAUAAGAACUUAUUAAAGAGGUACUUUAAGGAGCAUCCACAAGAAAACCUUCCUGACUUUGCAGACAAGUAUAUAAUCUUUAGACGUGGCAUUGGAAUUGAUCGUACAACCGAUUACUUUAUCAUGGAGAAGGUGGACAUGAUCAUUGCACGCAUAUGGGCAUGGAUCAUGAGAAUAACUAAGCUAGAUAAGCUUUUUCCCAAGAAAACUACCGCUAACGCUGCACCGCCUAAGAAAGAUGAUGAAAUCACAGAUGAAGAUAUUCAGGAUGACUUGUACGUUGAACGAAUCCGCAUUGAAAAAAUGGAUUUUAGUUUACAGAAUUUAGCUAGUAAGAUUACGAUCCAAGAACCUACAUUUGACAGGAUAAUUGUUGUUUACAGGCUAGCAGGAAGCAAGACGAAAAAGGAAAGAGGAAUCUAUGUGAAGCAUUUGAAACAAAUCCCAAUGGCAGAUAUGGAAAUAGUUUUGCCUGAGAAGAAAAAUCCGAGUUUGACUCCUAUGGAUUGGGUGAAAUUUCUUUCGACUGCCAUAUUCGGUUUGGCAGCUGCUACUGGUUCAAUUGAGACCCCUCAAGCCGACUUUUGGGUCAUCAUUGCAGUUGUCUCUACAGUAGUUGGUUAUUGUGCCAAAAUAUACUUUACGUUUCAGGCAAACAUGGAAACAUAUCAGAACUUAAUCACCCAAUUCAUGUAUGACAAACAACUGGAUAGUGGAAAAGGCACACUUCUUCAUUUGUGUGAUGAUGUCAUUCAACAAGAAGUAAAGGAGGUCAUCAUUUCUUUCUUUAUACUAAUGGAACAGGGGAAAGCAACUUUAAAGGAACUGGACCGAAAAUGUGAGGAACUACUAAAGGAAGAGUUUGGUGAGAGAUGCAACUUUGAUGUGGAUGAUGCAGUCAGUAAAUUAGAAAAACUGGGGAUUAUUUCCAAGGAUCAAAUAGGAAGGUAUUACUGUGCUGGUCUUAAACGCGCAAAUGAGAUCAUUGGCACCACCACGGAAGAGCUCGUACUUAAGGCAAGACAGGAGGAGGGCAGUCCUAAAAACAUGUGAGCAUCCAGCUGGCAGCCACGUCACACUUCUCUGUUCUAAAAUUUCAAUCAAAAUUAGACUUUAAAUUUAAAUAUAUAGUUGAUUAUACUUGUGGCA
Molecule: messenger RNA, 1666 nt
Organism: Helianthus annuus (common sunflower)
Lineage: Eukaryota; Viridiplantae; Streptophyta; Magnoliopsida; Asterales; Asteraceae
Exons: 15
Coding region: 89-1570 (493 amino acids)
Source: RefSeq, a predicted model, not a curated record